Messenger RNA from Menidia menidia (Atlantic silverside), 726 nucleotides. The record is from the annotation of a GenBank genome assembly. Lineage: Eukaryota; Metazoa; Chordata; Actinopteri; Atheriniformes; Atherinopsidae.
CUGCAGAGGAACCGGCAGGAGAGGCGUCUGCGGCGGCAGGCCGAGCUGCUGGCCCUGCAGGAGAGGACCCGCCCCCCCCCCCCGCCGCCCCCCCCCGGCGGGCCACCCCCCCCCCCCCCCCCCGCUCGGCCACAGACUCUUUUUGUGGCUCUUUUUUUUAAUCUGGUGGCUGGGGAUGGGUUCUGUGCUCUUUGUUCACGGCUGAUGGCGUUGCAGGUGGAGCCGGGCCGCGGGGGGCACAGCGUAUCCACGGCAACCAGCACCCACAGGGGGCGCUCUCCUCCCGUCCCGUCGGUCACACACAGAGUGCAGAGUCAGCAGGACUCCACCACCCCUGCCCCUCCCGUCCUGGACUUCUUCCCUUACGUCCGGACCGACGAGGUCUUUCACCUGGACCCCCUGGAGCCCGCUCACACCCCCCCACCCCCGGACCCGUCAGUCGGCCUGCAGGAGUCAGAGGACUCAGAGGAAAGGACCAGGGCUCGAGUGGCCAGUUCUCCCCCUCCUCCUCCUCGGGGUCCGGCGGCCCCUCCGGCCGCUCCUCCCCGGGACCGGCUGCUCCGGCCGGAGCGGCAGACCCAGCGGCAGCAGGAGAUCCUCAGAGGCCUGGCGGAGCUGCGGCAGGGGUUGCUGCAGAAGCAGAGGGAGCUGGAGACGGAUCUGAACCCUCUCCUCAAUCGCCAUGACAACAAGCAGCGGCCACCCACGGCGACAAAUCGCACAUGA